AUUUCCAAAAUAAAGAUUUUUUUAAUGAAUAAAAAUUGAGAAAAUUUUAAAAAUUAUUUUUAAUUUUAUAAGAUUUUAAAAAGAAAUAAACUAUAUAUCCAAACCUGUAAGAUAUAUCUAAAGUAGUAUUUAGACAUUUAUAGCCUUGAAUAUUUACAUUAAAAAUGACAGGAAGAAGUUCGGGUGGGGGGAGGAGUGGCAGCGGCCAGGCAGCCCAGCUUUGCAGGCUCUCAGCGGGGCCCGCAGGCACCCGGCACGGCACGCGCCGGCCCCGCCGCCACGAUGCCCAAGAGGAAGGUCGGCUCCGCCGAGGGGGCGGCGAAGGAGGAGCCCAAGAGGAGGUCGGCGAGGUUGUCAGCUAAACCGGCUCCUGCAAAAGUGGAAACGAAGCCAAAAAAGGCGGCAGGAAAGGAUAAAUCUUUAGACAAAAACGUGCAAACAAAAGGGAAAAGGGGAGCAAAGGGAAAAGAGACUGAAGUGGCUAACCAAGAGACUAAAGAAGACGUACCUGCAGAAAACGGAGACACUAAAAACGAGGAGAGCCCAGCUUCUGAUGAAGCAGGAGAGAAAGAAGCCAAGUCUGAUUAAUAUCACACACCCGGUCCUAUCAGUGGUCCCUGUCUCCCCUCUUGUACAAUCCAGAGGAAUAUUUUUACCAACUGUUUUGUAAAUGCAAGUUUUUUAGUA
Messenger RNA from Orcinus orca (killer whale), 687 nucleotides. Its product is annotated as non-histone chromosomal protein HMG-14-like. The transcript has a single exon. The coding region runs from base 283 to 588 and encodes 101 amino acids. The record is from RefSeq and is a predicted model, not a curated record. NCBI's taxonomy places the organism in Eukaryota, Metazoa, Chordata, Mammalia, Artiodactyla, Delphinidae. Gene Ontology annotation, biological process: chromatin organization. Gene Ontology annotation, cellular component: chromatin; nucleus. Gene Ontology annotation, molecular function: nucleosomal DNA binding.